Messenger RNA from Nomia melanderi (Alkali bee), 6586 nucleotides. RefSeq names its product NADP-dependent malic enzyme. Gene Ontology annotation, biological process: pyruvate metabolic process; malate metabolic process. The record is from RefSeq and is a predicted model, not a curated record. Gene Ontology annotation, cellular component: mitochondrion. Gene Ontology annotation, molecular function: malate dehydrogenase (decarboxylating) (NADP+) activity; NAD binding. Lineage: Eukaryota; Metazoa; Arthropoda; Insecta; Hymenoptera; Halictidae.
AUUUGGAUUAGCAUCUACAUAGAAACGAAGGUUGGCAAGGAAGAAAGGUGUACGAUCGACGUAGAAGCGCCAACCUGUACUUAUCUAGUGAAUCGCGCGCGUGUGCAGUGCGGUGUAUCGACAAGAGAGUGUCCGUGCGUAUGCGUGGUCAACUGUAUAGAUGAACUUGAAGCCGAAAGGGGAAAAGGUGUGCGAGUGUAGACUGAGCGGCGGCGUUGAGCGAGGGUAAAGCGGGUCGGCAUUGGUAAGCACGAUUAGCCGAAAACGCGCAGUCGCGCGUUGGUCCUGUCGGGUGGGAGGUGAUCAGCUGUGAGCACGCGAAGAACGAAAUGUUCGUCCUGCAAAGGUCUAUAUUAUCGACCAGUAGCAGAAAUUGUGCAGGAUCAUGGACUCGAGUUCUUCCAUCCUCGCAUCCUGCCGUGAAGGAUGUUCAACAAAGAGACAUCCACGAGGUAUCGGGAGAUGUCAUCCCGAUAAAUAUGGUAAAAGGUAUCGGUCAUUUACGAGAUCCCCGACUUAAUAAGGGUUUGGCAUUUACUCUGCAAGAGAGGAUAUCCUUGGGUAUACAUGGUCUGCAGCCUCCUAGAUUCAAAACUCAAGAAGAACAGCUGGCACUGUGUAAGGCUUCGGUUAUGAAAUAUACCGAGGACUUGAAUCGUUAUCUCUACCUCGUAGAACUACAGGAAAGAAAUGAAAGAUUAUUUUUCCGGUUAUUAAGUGAGAACAUUGAGCAGAUGAUGCCAAUUGUUUAUACUCCUACCGUGGGAUUAGCCUGUCAGAAGUUCGGUGUCAUUUAUCGCAGACCUCGUGGACUAUUUAUUACAAUAUACGAUAAAGGACACAUUUACGAGAUACUGAACAAUUGGCCUGAACAAGCAGUUCGUGCUAUUUGCGUAACGGAUGGGGAAAGAAUUCUCGGUCUGGGUGAUUUGGGAGCCUGUGGUAUGGGGAUUCCCGUAGGAAAAUUGGCUCUGUACACUGCUCUAGCUGGAAUUAAGCCGCAUCAGUGUCUACCAAUUACUAUUGACGUUGGCACUAAUAACGAGCAACUCAGAAACGACCCCCACUACAUCGGACUCAACAAACCGAGAAGUCAGGGUGCGGAGUACGAUGAGUUAAUCGAUGAGUUUAUGGCUGCCUGCGUGAAAAAGUAUGGUCAAAAUGUUUUGAUUCAGUUUGAAGACUUCGGAAACCACAAUGCUUUCCGUUUCCUAGAUAAAUAUCGUGACAAGUAUUGCACAUUUAAUGAUGACAUACAGGGCACCGCUGCAGUUGCGGUAGCGGGAAUUUUAGCUUCGAAAAGAAUAACAAAGAAAAAUAUGUCUGAGAAUAAAUUCGUCUUUCUAGGUGCUGGCGAGGCUGCCAUUGGAAUUGCUGACCUUUGCGUUAAAGCGAUGGAAGCAGACGGAUGCACGGAACAGCAGGCUCGUGAUAAUAUUUGGAUGAUGGAUAUCGACGGAUUACUAGUUAAAAACAGACCUGAAGGUAAUCUGGAAGGUCAUAAAAUCUGGUACGCGAAAGACCAUAAGGUGAUGAAGUCACUGAUCGAAAUUGUGAGAGAAGUGAAACCAACUGUUUUAAUAGGCGCAUCAGCGGCGGCAGGAGCAUUCACUCCUGAAGUCUUGAAAGAAAUGGCCAAAAACAACGAGAGGCCAUUGAUCUUCGCGUUAAGCAAUCCAACCAGUAAAGCCGAAUGCACAGCUCAGCAAGCAUACGAUUAUACGGAUGGAAGGUGUAUAUUUUCUUCGGGUUCUCCAUUUGGAGAAGUUAACUAUAAAGGGAAAAUUUACAAGCCAGGACAAGGAAACAACGCUUACAUAUUCCCUGGAAUUGCAUUGGGAGUAAUUGGAACAGGAGUUCAUCACAUUACCGAAGAUUUAUUCCUUAUUUCUGCCCAAGCAGUUGCUGAUCAUGUAAAAGACGAAGACCUAGAAAUGGGUAGUCUUUAUCCGCCACUGGGGACAAUUCGUGAAUGUUCAAUAGAAAUUGCUGUUCGAAUUGCCAAUUACGCUUACGCUAAAACUGGAUUGGCAAGCGAAUAUCCAGAGCCGAAAGACAAACGGGAAUUUAUUGUAAGUAAAAUGUAUGAUGCCAAUUAUGACAGUCCACUGCCAAACAUUUAUGACUGGCCGGGUGAUUAUGCCAAACCCCGUGUUUUACCAGAGAAAGAGACUGUAGAAAUCCGCCACGAUUUAAAACAUCUGUAGCGGGUUUCAUCGAACGAGAUAUUCAGAGGCUAUUAUAAUUACCAUUAUCUUUAAAAGAAAAAAAAAUUAUUGCUGUGUCCUGAAUUGAAAAUGUAAUACAGGUCGUGGCAGAUACAGGCAACAGUGCAGUUUAAAACAGUUGUAGCUGUAAGAACUGUUACUUCUGUCAGUGACUAUUGUCAUUGCUUCUUACAAUAUAACUUGCACGAAGCGUUAAAGCACGGCAAAAUGAAAUGAUGACAUAGAGCUAUUAUUACAGCAUCGAAUGUCGCAGUAAGCUAACAUUGCAGUAUUUUAAUGUCCUCCUUCAUCCUAUACGCAGUAUUACAAUCGCUAGUAAUUUCCCAGUGCCGUGAUAAGUAUUAACUAUUGAAAGUAUUUAAAGAAAGUUUAUAGAAUUGUUAUUGUCACAUAUACCUUUGCAGUUAUGUUGUAUAAAACGAAAAUAAUAGUAAUAUGUUGCUUCAUUGAUUGAAGCAUAACCUAUUUAGUAUAAAUUAUGAUUUUAUAUAAUACCGAUUAUUUAAUGAACCGAAAUUUGAACAGUGACUGUUUCGAUCAAGAAGUCGAUAACAAAUAAAGUUUUAAUGAAAGAUAAUGCGAAUACAAAGAUUAUGAAGUGUAUAUAUACCAUUAUAUGUAUACACUGUGAAUGUUUAUAAAUGUAAUUUUGUCUUCUUUCUCUAUUUAAGCUUUAUUUUUCCAAUGAAUAACUGUCUCAUAACAUUUUACUCUGUAAAAGCAAUGCUCUUUAACAUAGAAAAAUUUUCUUGUGUUUAAGGAUGCCUGAUUUUUCCUUUACUGAUGACCUUUCAAUGAACCAAUCAGAAGCUCCCAAUUCCUCUACCAAAGAGACCCAAACCUUCUGAUGUGCUUUUACUUUACAAUAUAGAUGUCAUCCUAAUGAACCAGUCAGAAGCACACAAUCCUCCUCAAAAGAUCAGAAAACUUCCAAACACAGUUAUUUUAACAUGCCUUUACUUUGCAAUGUUUUAUAAACUUAUAUACAGUGCUUUACUAACCAUAUACAUAUAUUUUAUUUACAAUUUAAAAUAAAAAUUUUUUAUAAAUUGCGAAGAAGCCGCGCAAUUAAUGCCUGCAACUUGUUUAUAAAUAUUUAUUAUUGUUAUUUUUAUAAUUUGUGUUUAUUUUCAGACUAAACGAUUUUCCAUGUAUUUUAUUUUAUUUUCAUACAUCAAGUGACUCGCAAUUCAUGAUGUAAAACUAGUACAACCAGGGGCACACGAGCCUUAAAAUAACGGAUGUUACGAUCUACUUAUAAGAUCAAUCACACGAGCAACGUGCGUCAAAUUUGACGUACGGUGUAACGUUCGUUAAUUUCUUUUCGACGCAUUUAUGCCAGAACGGACAUUACUUAGUAUAGUAACGCAUAUUUAUAAUAGAAGGGUUUUUAUAGAAAACACUAAAUGUAAGUGUCAAAACUGAACAAUUUCCUUUUUCUAUUUUUAUCCUGUUGUAUACAGAUUAGUUACAAUUUUUCUUUUGUGAAUAGUCAUCCAUAAUACUGAUAAUGUUGAAAGAUGAUAUCAUUACCACGUAAUGUUAAUUUGUACGUUGUUCGUUAACUAUUCAUUAAUAUUAAAAUGCCUAAUAUUGAUACAUUUAUAUAAGGUACAGGUUCAUUUCCUCUGCAGUUUCUGUGCUAAUUGACCCAAAACAACAUCGCUCGUGUGUUGUGAUCAUCUACGUUCGUACAAAACGACGUUCGUCAUAACGAACGUAAUUUUAACGCUCGUGUACCUUCGGCCUAAUUCUUCAUAUAAAUGAAAAUUGCAAAUCUAAAGAAAGUUUUCGUACAAAAGUAAAAUUUUACUGAAUUUGCUGCGGCCACUUUUUUCAGUCGUAAUUCAUACGGUCGGUUAAUCGUGAUUCAUGUGAUCAGUUUAUCUUCAAGUAAACAGUACAAAAAUUUUGUAAAUACAUAGAAAAGUAUAGAAUUUAAAAUUAUAAAAUAUAACUCUGACUGCAAUAUGAAGUAUUUUAGUGGUAUCGAUCGUUUGAAAUUCAUUCAUUUUUACCAUUGAUAAUAUAAUAACAUCUUCUUUAUUUUUGUAGACGUUUUAAAACUCAGUAAAUUAUAUAUUCGAUAUUUUUACGUAAAAUAAACAUAAUGUUGAUAUUAGCAGCAAUGAAAAUGCUGCAAAUACAAUUAAAAAUUAUGAGAAAAUAUUAUAAAUUAAAUAGGAUGGAUAUCAUCGAUAUUGUUUCCAUUAAAUAUAAUUCUCAAUGUUUCAUACGAUUCGGAACGAUCCUUUAGUUUUCAAUUCUAAAAUACCUCUACAGACAGAAUGAUUUACAAAACGACCUGUGUGACGUUUUUCUUUAAAUAAAAAUGUAUUAGUUUCAAAUAUAAUUAUUUGAGUUUAUUUUCAUAUGAAGAACAUUUUUUUUUUAUUAUAUCAUGAAUUCCGAGGUAUCCUGUAUUUUACGGGUAAACGGGUGCAGUUUGAAGGACGAUGCGCUUAAAAGUACAGAAUACCAUAUGUACAAAACAUUUUAUAUUUCGUAUAAGAUGUCGAGGGAUUAUUAAAAUAUUUCACGCUCGCAAAUAUCAACGUAAUUACAUAUUUGUUCCUGAGACGUUCUCGGUCUUCGAAUUUUCCGAAAGAUCGGGUGGCAUCAUCAAGCAAUCCAAUACGAAUAAAAUAGUAUACACAACUUAUUUUUCUCUAUGUAAAGAGUGUCUAUUUUUCGUAGAAGCGUAUCGAAAGCACUCCUCUUGACUGUUAAUAUUUCAUCCUAGAAUAAUCAAUGGUAUACUAUCGGGUCUGGCAUGCUGUACAAGACAUAGUCGAUACUUGAAAUAUGUGGUAUAUAUGCAUAAAAUGUGCUUGCGUGUGUGUGCGUGUGUGUGUAUGUGUGUCAAAAUGUAAUUAACUGCUGACUAGAAAAAAAAACCAGUUACCGAGUCCAUGUAUAUGUACAUAUUACAUUAUGAAAUCGUUUGCUGCUACGAAUUUGAUUGUUUACUUUAAUUGCGUAGAUUUGAAUGUAGUAGUAAAUUUAGCCAAGCGACGCGGGUUUAUUUGUAAUGUCGUUAGUUCACGGUAGAUAGACAUUAGGAAGUAAUUGAAAGUGAUGUGCUCAUGUUCCAAUCCUAUUUUAUGUUAUACAUAUAUUUGUAGCUGGAUAAAGUCCUUCAAGGUGUCGCUUGGUUAAAUGAAAAGUACUGAAGGAGCGUUAUGUCAUUACUAAUCGUGUUCUUCUCCCAACAGAUUAUGACGUGUUGGCGAGUUAAAAAACAAGACGGCUACUCUGACGUAUACAUACACGUUUUAAGAUAAUGUUGCGGAAGUAAAUAAAUGUCUUGUAAUGUGGCCACAUGCGUAAAUCUUCAGUAGAUAUAAUUAACGUCGUAAAAUGUGUCAGGGAAUUGACGGUUUAAAUCCAAGCUCGUUACCCGUCAGUAUUCCGUACUUAUUUAUUGUUAAUUUAAUACUGUAAUUAUACGUUGUGACGAUGUACACAUUUCCAAGGCGCGACUAUUCAUUGAUUACAAAAGUGAAUUUUACCAAUCGCUUCACCUGGAAUUCUUUAUUUAUUUGUGCACCAUGCUAGUUUGCGUGCCAUUCUAAGUUUGGUGAUUAUUCCUUGAAACAGAGAAUGUCCGUUUUAAUGAGAUUCUUCUUUAAGAUCACUUUGUAAAUUGAUGAAUAGUUGCUUUACAAGUGGUGUUCACGGGUUGCCCUCAUAGUACUUCCUGAACUGCAUAAAAAAUACAUUAGUUACAUAUUUAUGUAUGCUCGGUUUAUAUGUAUAUGUAUAAAUCUAGUGUACCAUGAGGUUGAAGAUAAUCAUACGUGAAUGAUCCAUCCGUGAACAGCACUGAUUUACUGUAAUUGUGCCUCAAUAGCGUAUAACAGAUUAUUUAUUGUAUUAUUAUUGUGCUACUAUGUCGUCGAAUAAUUUUUAAUUUAAUGCACGCAUCAAUAGAGAAAUCGAUCAUUCGGAUUGACUCUUUUGUUCCACUGGAUAUAUGUAUAACAUAAGGCUGCGCAAAUUAUCUCGCCAUCUUUUCAAUUUAACAACGUGUUUUUAAAUAUUUGAAUCAGGACUAGCAAAGAAAAACAUUUUGAAAGUUGUAUCUUUUGUACUAUAUUCUACUUAUCAGUCUUACUUUAACUAAAUAUAUGAAAUGAACAUUUUUGUCAGAUGGUUCCUAUGUGUUAUGUGAAAUAGAAACUUCGAUCAACAACAUCGAGUGAAUUGUAAUUACUGCCACACCACAAACGUAAGGAAUUUACCACGGAUACACGAGUGAGAAAACCCGAAAUUAUUUAACUACAAGUUCUCGUUUCUUAGAAUUUGUUACUGGACGUAUAAAUUAUACUCUUAAGGCUAUGAAUAAAUGUUAAGUC